Messenger RNA from Kockovaella imperatae, 2185 nucleotides. RefSeq names its product PPPDE putative peptidase domain-domain-containing protein. Lineage: Eukaryota; Fungi; Basidiomycota; Tremellomycetes; Tremellales; Cuniculitremaceae. The transcript is spliced from 4 exons. Gene Ontology annotation, molecular function: peptidase activity. Gene Ontology annotation, biological process: protein modification by small protein removal. The record is from RefSeq and is a predicted model, not a curated record. Bases 177 to 2075 code for a protein of 632 amino acids.
UCGCUGAAAGUUAGGCGCGCUGGCAUCAGGUCAGCGGAAUCAAAUAUCUUUUCCCAGUGCAGACGCCAGCAAGUUCUGAGACCGUCGGUCCGGUGAGUUUAUCUGGCAGGUAUAUAAUAGUGAUCCGACUUGGUCCAUCGUUGCGCGAUCUUUGUGCUUUUGGUUUAUCAUUGACAAUGGCCAAAGUCGAGUUGUAUGUCUAUGAUCUCUCAAGAGGCAUGGCCAAGUCCAUGUCUCAGAUGUUGACUGGCAAACAGAUUGACGGGAUAUGGCAUACGUCCGUCGUGGUAUUUGGUAGAGAGAUAUUCUAUGGACAAGGUAUACUUGAAGCUCGACCUGGGACGACACAUCAUGGUCAACCGCUUCAGAGGAUCGAUUGUGGAAUAACUCAUAUUGAUGAACCGACGUUUCAAGAAUACAUUACCUCCUUGCAAGAAAUGUACACUGCCGAGGCAUACCAUCUGAUGGAUCAUAACUGUAACAACUUUACAGCCGAUGUAGUUGGAUUCUUGACCGGAGGGACGAUACCCUCGUGGAUCACGGGUCUUCCAGCCGAGUUCCUCUCUACACCUUUUGGACAAGCUAUGAAACCUCAGAUUGAUGCCAUGUUCAAACGGACAACACCGAACGAACAUCGCCCCGGACCUACUUCCCUGCCCACUCCUCCAGCAUCAGGGUCUAACACUCCCCUGUCCAACUCUCUCCUCAACUCGAUUGCUGCGCAAGCUACUGCCGGACCAUCCACACCAGCUCCUACACCGCCUAAUCCUGAGACGUCUCCUCUGUCUCUCGUAACGAGCUUGACCAAUUUUACCUCUACUCUUCAACAACAUCCCGCGGUCAUUGUAAAUUUCACGAAUACGCCGACUUGUCCACCUUGCCGGAUGAUUAAACCUGUUUACGAGGCUAUCGCCGGGGAGCACGCUGCGACUUAUGGAGCCAAAGGAGCGAGAUUCCUUGAGGUAGAAUUGUCAGUCGGAGAAGGUCAGACAAUAGCUGGGAAGUAUGGGAUCAGAGCUACACCGACGUUUCUCUUCUUCAAGCACGGAAAGAAAGUCGACGAGAUGAAAGGAGCUACGAAACGAGAGCUCGAAAUCAAGGUCGAGGAGUUCCUGGAGAGCGUAUGGCCGAGACAUCCUCACCGCAAAAUAUACCUCUCAGCGAUCGAAGCGAUACCCACUGCCCCAAUCUCAUCAACGACUAUCCCGAAUUACUCUGCCCUUUUAGGGAAGUUGGAGAGCUUUGGAGCGGAUCCAUCCGCCAUGCAGCGAUUGAGGUCCCAAGUAGUUCCAAUACUGGAAGACAAAUUACAACCAUCAGAUCAGGCAUUGAGAGAGAUUCUCAGGUCCUGGAACGAGGAUACUGUCAAAAUGCUCUCAACGCUGAAAUCAGUCGAUACAUUUCCAGUGAUCGAUCUGUGGCGCGUCGCCGUGUCAAAGCAAAGCAUCGCCACGCUACUUGCUUUCGAGCUCGCGAACAAUUCAACAGAGAUAGUCAUCAACCCGCUCUCUCCCAUCUUGUCGCUCGUCUCAAAGGUCUUGAAAGAACAAGGCACGCAAACGCCUAAACCUCUCCUUCUCACCACCCUUCGACUACUGACCAAUGUACUCGCAUCACUCCCGCUCUCCAAUCUGAUCCUAUCUUCCUCUUCUCCGGAGCCGAUCGUGUCCCUACAAUCCGAUCUCAUGUCCAUCACUGUGGAGUCUCUUCUUCACGCCGAGACAACGGUCAGGAGUGCCGGCGCAGGUGUAGCGAUCAAUAUCGCCAGCUGGCGACUCCGAGCUGCUAAAGCGACCUCCACUCAGCCUGAAGAUCGAGCUGAGGAAGGGUGGGAAGUAGAGCUAGUCAGCGGGCUGAUGGAGAGUAUAUCGAGGGAAACGGAUGAAGAUACAAUCCAUCGGCUACUCGCUGCACUUGCCUUGACGCUUUACCUUGCGCCAGGAUACACGGAGACGCUCCAACCGCUUGUCGAGGUCCUCGGCGUGAAAGAUGCCAUAGAGAGCAAGGCCAAGGGGUUGAAGAAGAAAGAAGUGAAGAAGCUUGCAGAGGAGGUAGCGAGUAAGUUGUGUGUGUAGACCAGGCGAGGUAUACGUGGGGACUGUGACUGGAUCAUGGCAUGUUCAUGUAAAGUUGUAACGACUAGGCGUCUCAUUUGAUAUAUAUAUUUUCUGCCUCACUGCCGAUC